Messenger RNA from Telopea speciosissima, 3578 nucleotides. Its product is annotated as DNA-directed RNA polymerase 2, chloroplastic/mitochondrial-like. The coding region runs from base 224 to 3295 and encodes 1023 amino acids. Gene Ontology annotation, molecular function: DNA-directed RNA polymerase activity; DNA binding. The transcript is spliced from 19 exons. The record is from RefSeq and is a predicted model, not a curated record. Gene Ontology annotation, cellular component: mitochondrial DNA-directed RNA polymerase complex. Gene Ontology annotation, biological process: mitochondrial transcription. NCBI's taxonomy places the organism in Eukaryota, Viridiplantae, Streptophyta, Magnoliopsida, Proteales, Proteaceae.
GAGGGUUUAUAGCGGCUACUAGAGAUAAUCAUUGAAGGGACCGUUCAAGUCAGGAAGGUUUCCGCUCUCAUUUCUCAUCCCUCUUUUCUGUCUCACCCUCUGCUUCCCUUUGAUCUCAUGACUUCGAAGCUCGUAGGCUUCGUUCAGGACCUGUUUGAUUCAUUUAACUUAUCCUUGGAUUCUAAUUCAUCGUUCUUUUUUCUUAAAAGUUGAAAAAAAUUUGAUGUCCAGUAUUGGAACUCUCACAUCCUCGACAACUCUCUGUAACAAGCUCGAUUGCUUCGUUCCAGUCGAUAAACCCACAAUCCUUGGUCCAAUUCCAUCAAAGAAACAGCCCACAGUAGUUAUGUGGAGAUACAUAGCAAAACAUGCCUCUUCUAAAACGUUGGGAUUUUACCAAGAACCCUCGUCGAUAUUGCCUACUCAUUGUUUCCUGGGUUACUCCCUAGAUUCGAUUUUGCCCGACCGAAACAGAGCAGUUGAGCUCAAAAGCUACUUGGACACCGGGUUCCUUGGAAGAAAUUCUCUUCGAAAUUGGGAGUUACCAUCGCAAGAAGAUGAUUUGGGGAGAAUCAGUUUUGGGUGUUUCAGAAACUCGAUCAAGGGUUACGCCAGUGUUGCCGAGGCCAUCUGUUCGACUGAUGCAGAUGAAGAUAUUGCUGCAAUUGGUGAAAUUCAGGGAUUGGAGAUGAGGAAAGACGAGAAAGCGAAUUCGGAGACCACGGUGCAGAGACGGCCGCAAAAACUGGUGGCACGUAUGGGGCAAGGGAAGUAUCUUAUGCUUCGGAGGAGGCAAAUAAGGAUUGAAACAGAAGCAUGGGAACAGGCUGCGAAAGAAUACAAGGAGCUUCUUGUGGACAUGUGUGACCAGAAGCUGGCACCCAAUUUACCAUACAUGAAGUCAUUGUUUCUUGGUUGGUUUGAGCCCUUGCGUGACGCAAUUUUUGCUGAGCAGGAACUAUGUAGACAAGGGAAGAACAGGACAGCUUAUGCCCCGUAUUUCGAUCAGUUGCCGGCAGAUAUGAUGUCGGUUAUUACGAUGCAUAAGUUGAUGGGCUUGUUGAUGACAGGAGGUGAACAUGGCAGCGCUAGGGUGGUCCACGCUGCUUGCCAGAUAGGUGAAGCCCUGGAGCAAGAGGUUAGGAUACACAAGUUUUUGGAGAAGACAAGGAGAAAGACUAACAAAGAUAAGAAAAACCAAGAAGGUGAAUGUGAUCCUGUAACCAUAGAGCAAGAAAAGCUAAGAAAGAAAGUUAAUAACUUGAUGAAAAAACAAAAGCUGCAACAGUUGAGGCACGUACUGAAGGGUCAGGAUGAUUCAAAGCCAUGGGGCCUGGAAGCUCAGGCUAAGAUUGGGAGCCGUUUAAUUGAAUUGUUGAUGCAAACAGCAUAUAUACAACCUCCAGUUGACCAAGCAGCAGAUGGUCCACCUGAUAUUCGGCCUGCAUUUAGGCACAGCUUGAGAACUGUUUCAAAAGAAGCACAGAAAUCCAGCAGAAGAUUUGGGGUCAUUGAAUGUGAUCCUUUGGUUCACAAAGGAUUGGAGAGGACUGCAAGGCACAUGGUGAUCCCUUAUAUGCCAAUGUUGGUGCCUCCAGUCAACUGGACAGGAUAUGACAAAGGUGCAUACUUGUUUUUACCAUCUUAUGUCAUGCGCACACAUGGAGCUAGACAACAGCGUGAAGCAGUUAAGAAGGUUCCACAGAAGCAAUUAGAAUCAGUUUAUGAGGCACUGGAUACACUUGGCAAUACCAAAUGGAGGGUUAAUAAAAGGGUACUUAGUGUUGUGGACAGAAUAUGGGCUAGUGGAGGUCGUCUAGCUGACUUGGUGGACCGUGAAGAUGUUUCUUUACCAGAGGAGCCAGACACAGAAGAUGAAGAAGUGCUUAAAAAAUGGAAGUGGAAAAUUAAAACUGCGAAGAAAGAGAAUAGUGAGAGGCAUUCACAGCGGUGUGACAUAGAACUUAAACUUGCUGUAGCCCGGAAAAUGAAGGAUGAGGAAGGUUUCUUUUACCCACACAACCUUGACUUUCGAGGCCGCGCAUAUCCCAUGCAUCCUUAUUUGAACCAUCUUGGUUCGGAUCUGUGUCGGGGAGUCUUGGAGUUUUCUGAGAGGCGUCCCCUUGGAAAGUCAGGAUUGCACUGGCUCAAGAUACAUCUGGCCAAUGUAUAUGCUGGUGGUGUGGACAAAUUGUCCUAUGAUGGUCGAAUAGCAUUUACUGAAAACCACUUGGAUGAUAUAUUUGAUUCUGCAGACAGACCACUAGAGGGUAGGCGGUGGUGGUUAAAUGCAGAGGAUCCAUUUCAGUGCUUAGCAACGUGUAUCAAUCUUUCUGAAGCACUGAGAAGCUCCUCACCAGAAACAACCAUCUCACAUAUGCCUAUUCACCAGGAUGGUUCAUGUAAUGGAUUACAACACUAUGCUGCUCUUGGAAGAGACACGUUGGGAGCAGCUGCAGUGAAUCUGGUUGGUGGAGUGAAGCCUGCAGAUGUUUAUUCAGGAAUAGCUGCUAGAGUUCUUGAUAUUAUGCGGAGAGAUGCUGAGAAAGAUCCUGCAACUGAUCCAAAUGCAUUGCGUGCUAGGCUUUUAAUCACUCAGGUGGACAGGAAAUUGUUUAAGCAGACUGUGAUGACAUCUGUAUAUGGUGUCACUUAUAUUGGUGCCCGUGAUCAGAUCAAGAGAAGAUUGAAGGAGCGCAAUGCCAUUUCAGAUGAGAGUGAGCUGUUUGGAGCAGCUUGUUAUGCUGCAAAAACCACCUUAACUGCCUUGGGGGAGAUGUUCCAAGCUGCACGCAGCAUCAUGAGCUGGCUUGGUGAAUGUGCGAAGGUGAUUGUGUCAGAAAAUCAGCCAGUUAGAUGGACCACUCCUCUUGGACUCCCUGUUGUGCAACCCUAUCGCAAAUUAGGAAGGCAUCUUAUUAAAACCUCUCUUCAGAUUUUGACGCUACGGCGAGAAACAGAUAAGGUCAUGGUCAAGCGACAAAGGACAGCUUUCCCACCAAAUUUUGUUCAUUCCCUCGAUGGUUCCCAUAUGAUGAUGACUGCACUUGCCUGUAAGAAGGCAGGUUUAAACUUUGCAGGAGUCCAUGAUUCAUAUUGGACACAUGCAUGUGAUGUUGACGAAAUGAACAGGAUACUCCGAGAGAAGUUUGUUGAUCUCUAUGAGCAACCAAUACUGGAGAAUUUGCUGGAGAGCUUUCUGGAGUCCUUCCCUACAUUGUCUUUCCCUCCCUUGCCGGAGCGUGGAGACUUUGAUCUGAGAGAAGUUCUGGAAUCACCAUAUUUCUUCAACUGAUUUGCAGCCAAAUGUUCCUUUGGGAUAGUGCAUCAUGGCUCUGCACCUGUAUUUUUUUUCCAGAUGGUGGCUUUGCUUUUUCAUGGGCUGGUGAAGUGCAACAUGAAUUUUCCUAAGCAAUGGUGCUUGUGCUUCCUACAAUUCCAUCAGAGAUGUAUACAUUUAUUCAUGUAUCUAUUUCAGAUCAAGAUCUAUUUGAGCGUUUAGGGAAGGAACUUAAGUUAACAGCCAUGUCUCUACUUAGUCUCUAAGCCUACCAUUUUGUAAAUUCUGGAGAACCAGA